Meriones unguiculatus (Mongolian gerbil) is the source of this 1219-nucleotide messenger RNA. It is a transcript of the gene Cuedc2, whose product is annotated as CUE domain containing 2. Gene Ontology annotation, molecular function: ubiquitin binding. Lineage: Eukaryota; Metazoa; Chordata; Mammalia; Rodentia; Muridae. The transcript has 10 exons. Bases 245 to 1072 code for a protein of 275 amino acids. The record is from RefSeq and is a predicted model, not a curated record.
CAAAAAUGGCCACCAUGGCGUCCUCCAGAAGGGACCAGCUCUGGCUCCGCCUUUGAUCUCGUUGGUGGGGUAGGGGGAUAAGAACUGCACCGCGCGGGACAAGUCGCCGGCGGCGCCUGACGGAGCAGACGGGGAUUCAUUCUGUAGCCCUGACUUGCCUGGAACUCCUGUGUAGACCAGGCUGCCCUCAACUCACAGAGCCCUACCUGCCUCUGCUAAGUGCUGGGACUAAAGAAGAGACAGCAUGGAGUUGGAGAGGAUUGUCAGUUCAGCCCUCCUUGCCUUUGUUCAGACACACCUCCCAGAGGCGGACCUCAGUGGCUUGGAUGAGGUCAUCUUCUCCUAUGUGCUUGGGGUCCUGGAGGACCUGGGCCCGUCAGGCCCAUCAGAGGAGAACUUUGAUAUGGAGGCCUUCACUGAGAUGAUGGAGGCUUAUGUCCCUGGCUUUGCCCACAUCCCCAGGGGCGUAAUAGGAGACAUGAUGCGGAAGCUCUCCAUGCAGCUGAGUGAUGCUAGGAACAAAGGUCAGGUGCCCAUUUUUCCAGAGACCCCGAGGCAACCUGAAAAGCUCAAAGAAGAGACCAGGUCUCCUGCUGCUACUGGGAACACCCAAGAUAAGGCCGCUGCUGCUGAGGAAGAACUUCUGCCGGGAGUAGAUGUGCUCUUGGAGGUAUUCCCUACCUGUUCUGUGGAGCAGGCACAGUGGGUGCUGGCCAAAGCUCGGGGGGACUUGGAAGAAGCUGUGCAGAUGCUGGUAGAGGGCAAGCAAGAGGGGCCUCCAGGCUGGGAUGGCUCAAAUCAGGACUUGCCCAGGCGCCUCAGAAGCCCCCAGAAGGAUGAGUUGAAGUCCUUCAUCCUUCAGAAGUACAUGAUGGUGGAUAGUGCAGAGGAUCAGAAGAUUCACCGACCUAUGGCUCCCAAGGAGGCCCCCAAGAAGCUCAUCCGAUACAUUGACAACCAAGUAGUGAGCACCAAGGGAGAGCGAUUCAAAGACGUGCGGAACCCUGAGGCUGAGGAGAUGAAGGCCACAUACAUCAACCUCAAGCCAGCCAGAAAGUAUCGCUUCCACUGAGGCGCUGGCUGGACUCUGCUGAGCCUUCCAGACCCCAAAGGGAUGCGGAACCUUGGGCGUCCAUCCUGUCUUGUCUCAUUUCCUUGCUCUAGUGUUAAUCUAUUCUUGGAGCUGCCUUCAAGAGCACAGUAAAGGUGGUUCAAAGAA